Messenger RNA from Dentiscutata erythropus, 714 nucleotides. The record is from the annotation of a GenBank genome assembly. NCBI's taxonomy places the organism in Eukaryota, Fungi, Glomeromycota, Glomeromycetes, Diversisporales, Gigasporaceae.
AAAAAUAGAGGAGUGCCAAGCCGAAAGAGUGUAUCAUUGCUCAGUCCCGAUGAGAUUGAAAAAAUUUAUCAAACUUAUUGGGUUAUGUACAGCAAAGGUUUGGCUCAUUAUAGUUAUGAUUAUUCACAUAAAGGUAGGAAAAGGAUUGUAAAUCGUUUAAUUAAUAAUGCAAAAGUUAUCCAACGGGCUUGGAGAGCUUUCAAGUUGAGACCCAAAACAUGGGCGAAACUAGUUUGGAAUAUAGUAAGAAAUAAUGGUACUCCUGACGAGAAAAAGUUUUUAGGUAUAACUUCUCGCGAUAUAAGAAUUCCUGAUGAUCGAUAUGUAUGGUAUAUUGAUCGAAAAAUUCUAGCUAAAGAUGCAGAAAAAAAGAGAGAUCAGUUACAUGAACAAUUAAAUUUUGUAGCAUAUAUACUUGCUUUUAUAGAAUUAUAUCGACAAGGCUAUAGAAUCGUUGAAUAUUUAGAAUGGACUUAUAUGUUAAAGUGGCUAUCAAAUCCUGAAUAUUACCAUAUUAAUGAAUCUGGUAAUGAAAGAAUUGUUAAAAGAUUAGAGUAUGCACGUUACAUGUGUAAAACACAUGGCAAAUUAUAUCUAUGCGAUUCACUAAAAAUCAACUAUUUCGAAACUAAAUAUCUUUAUACCCUAGGAGAAGAAAUUAAUAUAGAUUUCUCAGAUUCGAACAAUAAUUGUGAUUGUCCACCGUCGAUGUGA